Molecule: messenger RNA, 3525 nt
Organism: Molossus molossus (Pallas's mastiff bat)
Lineage: Eukaryota; Metazoa; Chordata; Mammalia; Chiroptera; Molossidae
Gene: ITGAD
Product: integrin subunit alpha D
Exons: 30
Coding region: 37-3501 (1154 amino acids)
Biological process (GO): cell-cell adhesion; cell-matrix adhesion; integrin-mediated signaling pathway
Cellular component (GO): integrin complex; external side of plasma membrane
Molecular function (GO): integrin binding
Source: RefSeq, a predicted model, not a curated record
GCUCGGCCCUCGGCCCUUCUCCGGUGCUGCUCAGUGAUGGCCUUCGGAGCAGCGCUCUUCCUGGGCGCUCUGGCUUCUUGUCAUGGAUUCAACUUGGAUGUGGCAGAGCCCAUGGUCUUCCAAGGGGACGGAGCUGGCUUUGGGCAGAACGUGGCCCAGUUCGGCAGAUCUCGAGUCGUGGUGGGAGCCCCCCUGGAGGUGGCGGUGGCCAACCACACAGGACGGCUGUACAGCUGCGAGGCGGCCACUGGCCUGUGCCAGCCCAUCGCACUGCGCAUCCCCCCAGAGGCCGUGAACAUGUCCCUGGGCCUGUCCCUAGCGGUCUCCAUCAACCGCUCCUGGCUGUUGGCCUGCGGCCCCACCAUGCACAGAAUCUGUGGGGAGAACAUGUAUGUAGAAGGUUCCUGCCUCCUGUUGGGCUCCCAGCUGCAGAUCAUUCGGAGAGUCCCCGCUGCCCAGCCAGAGUGUCCAAAUCAAGAGAUGGACAUAGUCUUCCUGAUCGAUGGCUCUGGCAGCAUUGAUCAAAGUGACUUCCAGCAGAUGAAGGACUUUGUCAGAGCUGUGAUGGGCCACUUUGAGGGCACCAACACCCUGUUCUCCCUGAUGCAGUACUCGAACCUCCUGGAGACCCACUUCACCUUCUCCAAAUUCCAGACCAGCCAGAGCCCGCAGAGGCUGGUGGACCCCAUCGUCCAGCUGAGAGGACAGACUUUUACAGCCACGGGUAUCCUGACAGUGGUGAAAGAACUAUUUCAUAGUAAGAAUGGGGCCCGCAAAAGUGCCAAGAAGAUCCUCAUUGUUAUCACAGACGGACAGAAAUACAGAGACCCCCUGGAGUACAGAGACGUGAUCCCCGAGGCUGAGAGAGCCGGCAUCAUUCGCUAUGCCAUUGGGGUGGGAGACGCUUUCCAGGAACGCACUGCCAGGCGGGAGCUGGACACCAUCGGCUCGGUGCCCUCCAAGGACCACGUGUUCAAGGUGGACAACUUUGCAGCGCUCGGCAGCAUCCAGAAGCAGCUGCAGGAGAAUAUCUUUGCAGUUGAGGGAACCCAGUCGAAGACAAGUAGCUCUUUCCAGCAUGAGAUGUCACAAGAAGGCUUCAGUUCAGUACUCGCAGAGGAUGGACCAGUUUUGGGGGCCGUGGGGAGCUUCAGCUGGUCUGGGGGUGCCUUCAUAUAUCCCCCAAAUAUGAACCCCACCUUCAUCAACAUGUCUCAGGAGAAUGUGGACAUGAGGGACUCCUACCUGGGUUACUCCACCGAGCUGGCCCUUUGGAAGGGGGUGCAGAGCCUGGUCCUGGGGGCCCCCCGCCAUGAGCACACCGGGAAGGUUGUCAUCUUCACGCAGGCGUCUGGGCAAUGGAGGCCGAAGGCUCAAGUCCUAGGGACCCAGAUCGGCUCCUACUUCGGGGCCUCCCUCUGCUCGGUGGACGUGGACAGAGACGGCAGCUCCGACCUGGUCCUCAUCGGGGCUCCCCAUUACUACGAGCUGACCCGGGGGGGCCGGGUGUCUGUGUGCCCCUUGCCCCGGGGGAGGUCUAGGUGGCAGUGUGAGGCCAUUCUCCGUGGGGAGCAAGGCCACCCCUGGGGGCGCUUUGGGACAGCCCUGACCGUGCUGGGGGACGUGAAUGGGGACAAGCUGACGGACGUGGCCAUCGGGGCCCCUGGAGAACAGGAGAACCAGGGUGCUGUCUACCUGUUUCAUGGAACCUCAGGGCGGGGCAUCAGCCCCUCCCACAGCCAGCGGAUUUCCGGCUCCCAGUUCCCUCCUGGGCUCCAGUAUUUCGGGCAGUCGCUGAGCGGCGGUCAGGACCUCACCCAGGAUGGACUGGCAGACCUGGCUGUGGGGUCCCAGGGUCACGUGCUGCUGUUCAGGAGCCUGCCAGUGCUGACCGUGAGGGUGGCCAUCAGGUUCAGCCCCUCUGAGGUAGGGAUGGCUAUGUCCCAGUGCCUGGAAGAGGGGCCCACCCCCCUGGAAGCUGGGAAGGCUACAGUCUGUCUCACUAUCCACAAAAGCUCACUUGAUCAGCUAGGUGAUGUCCGAAGCUCUGUCAGGUACGACCUGGCAUUGGACCCAGGCCGUCUGAUUUCUCGUGCCAUUUUUGAAGAGACCAAGAACUGGACUUUGACUAGAAGAAAAAUUCUGGGGCUGGGAGAUCACUGUGAAACCAUAAAGUUUUUUUUACCAGACUGUGUGGAGGAUGUGGUGAGCCCCAUCAUCCUGCGCCUCAACUUCUCCCUGGUGGGGGAGCCCAUCCCCUCAUCCCGGAACCUUCGCCCUGUGCUGGCUGUGGGCUCUCAGGACCUCUUCACUGCUUCUCUCCCCUUUAAGAAGAACUGUGGGCAAGAUCACCUCUGUGAAGGGGACUUGAAUGUCAACUUCAACUUCUCAGGCCUGCAGACCCUGGUGGUGGGAAGCUCUCUGGAGCUCAAUGUGACGGUGACUGUGUGGAAUGAGGGCGAGGAUUCCUAUGGAACUGUGAUCAACUUCUACUACCCAGCAGGACUGUCCUAUCGACGAGCCUUAGGAACUCGGCAACCCCGUCAGCGCCCACUGCACCUAGCAUGCGAGGCAGUGCCCACCGGGAGUGAGGACCUGAGGAGCAGCAGCUGCAGCAUCAACCACUCCGUCUUCCGCGAGGGCGGUAAGGGCACCUUCAUAGUCACAUUUGAUGUUUUCUACAAGGCCUCUCUGGGAGACAAGUUGCUUUUGAGGGCCAACGUGAGCAGUGAGAAUAAUAAGCCUGCAACCAACAAGACUACGUUCCAGUUGGAGCUGCCAGUGAAAUAUGCCGUCUACACAGUGAUUAGCAGGAAGGAAGACUCCACCAAGUACUUCAACUUUUCACCUUCUGCGAAGAGCAGUAAAGAAGCCGAGCAUCGAUAUCGUGUGAAUAACCUGAGCCAGCGAGAUUUGGCCAUCAGCGUUCAUUUCUGGGUUCCGGCCCUGCUGAACGGUGUGGCUGUAUGGGACGUGGCUGUGGAGGGCCCUUCACAGAGUCUCUCAUGUGUGUCGGAGAUGGAGCCUCCGCAGCUUUCUGACUUCCAGACUCAGAUUCCAGGGAGUCUCGUGCUGAACUGCUCCAUUGCUGACUGCCAGAGGUUCCGCUGUGACAUCCCCUCCUUUGGCAUCCAGGAGGAACUUGACUUCAUCCUGAAGGGCAACCUCAGCUUCCGCUGGGUCAGCCAGACACUGCAGAAGAAGGUGCUGGUCGUGACUGUGGCUGAAAUCACGUUCAACAGAUCUGUGUAUUCCCAGCUUCCGGGACAGGAGGCGUUUUUGAGAGCUCAGAUGGAGAUGGUGGUGGAAGAGUACGAGGUCUACGAUCCUGUCCCCCUCAUUGCGGGCAGCUCUGUGGGCGGGCUGUUGCUGCUGGCGCUCAUCACAGCCGUCCUGUACAAGCUUGGUUUCUUCAAACGUCAGUACAAGGAAAUGCUGGGUGACAAGCCCGAAGACACUGCCACAUUCACUGGGGAGGCCCCAGAUUUGCCUUUGUCCUAAUAAUCUACUUCUCUGUUCAUCUUA